CUACUUAAAGCAAAUCCCGUUCUACCUGAUUCUACCCCGUUACACCCAAAGUGGAUACCUUACGUUACUUUGGUUCCACUUGUUUUUUAAUUCGGUCAUAUUAGUUUCACCUGUUUGCAUUCUACAGGUUGUACCAUUUACUUCUUAUAUCGUCAUUUAUCUUUUCAUGACUGAUUUCAGUUCGGCAAGUGCGUAAAUCCGAAUAUUUUCUCCAUAAAAGAUGGCAUUUAGCGAGCUAGAAGAAAGAAUUAGUAAGAUCAGACAACAAAACGAAGAAAUUAAAAGAAGACACGAAGAAGUAGAGGAAGAUAAAAAGAAUGCUGCUAAACUAAAUGCUUUGGUACAAAUGGUACCGUCAACGGAUUGGCCAGAAAGGAAAGAGCCACCUGAAUAUUCAAAUCCGCCUAAAGCUACUCACAAACAAAAAUCUGCUACGAAGGAACAAUCGGAACAUGUUCAACAGCAUCAUCCUAAUGACAGAAGAAAAGGCGAAGGACCACCACCAGACCCUAAAUAUAAUUUCCUCGCUGAUGCCGAAAGAGAAGAAUAUAGCGUACCGAAUCAGAGAGACAAUACUGGAAAUAAGAAUCAUAAUAGAUCGGUACGGGGUAAUUUUAAAAAAAGAGGAAUGGGAAGAGAAGGACAACAAAGGGGUAGAACAUAUCACGGAGCUCAUAGAGACGAACACAAACCGGAGUACGAAGCUUGGCGAAAAGAAAGAAACCGCAUCGAUGAAGAUCGUAUCAGUAGACAAAAAACUGCAGAAGGCAACUGGCGCAGAGAAUGGGAUAAUGAUAAAGCUCAUUUAGUGAAUGAAAUAUCAAAAGGGGAAGGAAAAGUUACUUUAGGAGAUUUUACAAAAAAAGAUGGGAGAUAUUCGGACGGCAGUGGGUAUGCAGGGCAUAAUCGUGGUGCUUAUCAUAAAUCCUAUCGAGGAUCUCCUAGAAAUUUCCAUAAUAAUCAUGAUUAUCAUCAUAUGAAUUCGUAUGAUCAACAUAAUCAUGAUAUGUCUUCCAUGCCUCUUUCCGUGGACGAACGAACCGUUGUUGCGACAGAUAAAAGCAUCAAGGUAACAUUAAACCAAAGCAAUAUGACGAAGGGUCCUGUUAUGAGCGUCAAAGUCAAUUCACCAAGCAUAGCUGGUACAGGAAGAGUUGGUCCACGACAAAGAACUCGUGUUACAUAUAGUAGUCAUUCUGACAUGGAUACAAAUACGUACGAAAGUGGAUCAUUCUCGCGACAAAAAUCAUUCGAAGAUAAAACUAAAGGAAAUCAUUACAACAACGUGCAAAGGACUCCUAGCUUGAGAAGGCCUCAAUCGCAAAAAAAGAAAGAGAAUGGUGCUAAAUCUCCGUUUUCGCAACGAAAGGAAUUUAGAAAGGAAGCUUCAUCUGCGAAUUCAUCUAAACAUUACGAAAAUGGAUCACAACAAAAUUUUGUACGAAAAGAAUACAAGGAUUCACAAAAGUUUCAUUAUCCACCGAAAUCAUCGAGAACGUCGCAGAAAAAUACGAAAAUAUCGAAAGACGAUUCGGUUAGUGUGACAAACGAGAGCUCGAUCAAAGAUGAGAAAAAGGUGGUAGUAAAAGUAGAAAACGAUACUUCGAUCGAGUCGCCAAAAGUAAAUAUAGAAUCUCCAAACGAAAUAAAAGAUGACGAAAGCUCAACUGUCGUCGAGAAAGAAUCGAAGAGUGAUACUGAUGAAAAUAAUGAUAUUAUUUUGAAAAAUUCUGAAUGUUCACCUUGUAACGAAGAAACGGUGAAUGAAAAAACCGAAGACUCGUGUCAAGACGUAAACAUCAUUUCUAUUACUAAACAAGAUAGCGUUAGUACUUCCGAAGACGAACAACACAUGGACGAAGAAAAGAACGAAGAAAAGAACGAAGAUAAUUCAAUCGUUUCGUCACAGACGGCGCAAGAUAUUAAUAAUGAUGUGAAAAAUGCAAAUGAUGAAAAUAAAGAAAUUGAUAACGCGACUACAAAUAGUCACAGUCCUGACAAUAACACGAGUACUCCUGAUAUCACUCCUGAUAUCAAUCAAGAUGAUACGAAAAUUAUUGAAUUGGUCGUUCAAGAUAACGUGUCUAACGCGAAUGAUGAAAAAACGAAAGAAUCGCCCGAGGAAAAUAUGAAUCAGAGUAAUAACCAAAAUGAUAUUGUUGCAACGACUUGUGAAAAAAUAUCUGAGAUUAUUGUAGAAACUCGUUCUGAAACAUUGCCUGUUACUGACACAUCUGUGAUGGCUGUCGAGGAGAAUGAUGUCACACAUUGUAAUAAUGAAGUUCCAGUUGAAUCUAUAAAUAAUAUAAAUGAUAAAAAUACUAUUGAAAGUUCUGAAGACACAUUGCCAAUAUGCAUUGAUAAGGUAUCGUCCGCUCCAGCUGACAUAAUAAAAAAAGAUAACAAUGAGACAUUUGAGGAAGCAAUAGAAAAAAAAGAAUUGCAAAGUAAAAUCGUCGAGUCAGUUGCGGAGGAUAAACCCAUUGAAAGUGAAAUUACGCAAGCUAAUCCUGAAAAUUAAGAAAACUGAUAUAAAAAAUAAUCCAUUCUACUAAAUAUCGUCAACAUAAAAUAAGUAAAUAUAUACUAAAAUCGUAAAAAAGAAAAAAAAAAAGAAAAAGAAAUCAGAAAUGCAAUGCAUUCAGAUUAUAACAAACGAAAAAUUUAGCUGCUGCACAAAUUAUAUUUUUAAAUGUUGUUUCAAUUAGUUAUAUAUAAAUAAUAGUUAAAAAUGAAACGUUGUUUCUAUAAUUUAUAAUUACGUUGGUAAUCUUUUGCUAGUGAUAUAACGAUUAUUAAUUUGGGAUUCACAUAAACAUUCAACAGAAACAUAUUCUAAUCAAUUUGAUAUAAGUUUAUAUGUUUAAAAUUUCUAUGAAAAUUCAUUUGUAUUUUUAGAAUUGCGUUACAACAUUUAUAUAAUAUUUUCAAUUACUAUUAUUAUAUAGCAUUAUGUUCAUUUUUUUUUAUGAUUACAAAGUCUAAUGUGAUUUUUCGAUAAAUUUAACUUGCUGAUGUUGCAUCAAUCAGAAAAGGAUAGUAUUUUUAUGUAUUUUAGUAGACUAUCGAAAAAUAUUUUUAUAAUUCGCUUCUAGAAUCAGCAAAUUAAAGAAAAUUAAGUCACCCCUAUAACGAUAUAAACUGGGAUUAGUCUGUCGAGAAAGUUUCUAAUUUGGAUCAAUGCCAAUGCCAAACAAUAAUCAUUUUAUUUUAACCGAAUAAUAAUAAUUAUUGUUAUUUUAUUUUAUA
Molecule: messenger RNA, 3249 nt
Organism: Vespula pensylvanica (western yellowjacket)
Lineage: Eukaryota; Metazoa; Arthropoda; Insecta; Hymenoptera; Vespidae
Product: probable serine/threonine-protein kinase tsuA
Exons: 8
Coding region: 221-2521 (766 amino acids)
Source: RefSeq, a predicted model, not a curated record